UGACAUUGUCGAGUUAAUGGUGGCAAAGCUGUCGAGGAGGUAAAUACCGUAGCAACUUUGACGUUUGUGUUCUUGUACAGGACACUUAGAUUCACUCUUAUUCGGCCAUCACUAGACACAUGUAAGGCCUUGCCUGUUUCUGGAAGGGCGAUCUUAGACCAGUGCUCUCCUAAUGUGUACUACCAACCAGGAUGUGAAUUUGUACCAGAUACCGGGACAGAACACUCAGGCUUUCACCGGUUGACAUAAAAGAAAAAUGGGAGAAGCCGGGGCCAGGGCCUCAUCAUCCCCUCAGUUUGGACAGCUAGAGGUUACAAUCCAGUCUGCCAAGCUGUCCUCUUUGGGUGGCCUGUUUUCGUCGAAGCCUGAUGCAUUUGUAGAGCUGAGUGUGGACGGACAGCCCCCUCGCCGAACGGAGGUCGUGAAGAAGUCCAGCACACCAAAAUGGGACGAACACAUUACUGUAUUGGUGACUCCAUAUUCCAAGCUGGAAUUCCGAGUUUUAAAUCAAAACCACAUCCGAGCCAACUCCCUUCUGGGUCAAGUCCAGGUUGAUUUACAUCCAUUACUUGUGGAGAAUAAUGGCAAAUUUAAGAACCUGAGCAAGAAAUGUGAGCUACGGCCAGAAGGUAGAGGCAUGUCUGGGGAGCUGCACAUAGCCCUGAAUGGGAUGGAUGUGAACAUGGCCCGCUUCCCAGUUAGGCAAGCUUCAGCACUCACAAAUGGCUCCUCCAGCUCUAGCGAUUUGGCCAAUGGCACAGCUGGAUCUGCAAGCUCUUCUGGGGCGUCUGGUCCAGCCCCACCCCCUGCAGGCAGUCGACGGGAGAGACAGAACAGAGCAUCUACAGGCAGUUCUGGUGGACCUUCGAGCCGUGCACAUCGCAACAGCAUCCCUGCUAGCUCAUCUGCAAACUCAACUCCCACUAGCUCUGGCACAACCCCCUCCAGAGCUGCAUCCACAGCUGGUCAAGGUGCCAGUAACACGACGACCCCACCCUCCCAGAUGAGUAGGAGCCGUGGGACUACAGCCUCCACCACUUCACUGUCCAGCACUGGGGCUGCCUCCACCGAUUCAGUGCGCACCCCAGCUCCCAUGCCGGCUGUCAUGCCGGGACAGACCCCAUCCAAUGGGUGUGUACCAUAUGAGGUGACAGGGCCAGAGGGCAGUGGUCCUCAAGGGGAGAGUCAACAGAACACCAGUCAGGAGCCCAUCCCACCAGGCUGGGAGACCAGGUUUGAUCCUCAAGGCAGACCAUAUUAUGUAGACCACAACACACGGACAACCACAUGGGAACGGCCACAGCCAUUGCCCCCAGGGUGGGAGCGUAGAAUUGACCAUCGAGGGAGGGUUUAUUAUGUUGACCACAACACGCGCACAACAACAUGGCAGAGACCAAAUUUGGAUAUGGUGCAAAACUGGCAGAACUGGCAACAGUGGCGAAAUAACAGAACGAUGGAACAACUACAGCAAAGAUUCCUUUUCCCGAAUAACCCUGCCAUUAACCCCGACAACGACCCCUUGGGCGUUCUGCCAGAUGGAUGGGAGAAGAGAGUAGAUGCUAAUGGCAGAGUGUAUUUUGUGAACCACAAGAACAGGACAACUCAGUGGGAAGAUCCAAGGACACAGGGGAUAGUGCAAGAGGAUCCCCUACCAGAGGGCUGGGAGAUGAGGUACACCACAGAGGGAGUUCGUUACUUUGUUGACCACAACACCAGAACAACCACAUUCCAGGACCCCCGGGACGGGCCAUCUAAAGGGCCAAAAGGUGUAUUUGGGGUGCCCAUCCAGUACGAGAGAAGUUUCAGGUGGAAACUGGGACAGUUCCGCUAUCUUUGCCAGUCCAAUGCUUUGCCAGGACACGUCAAGAUCACAGUGUCCAGAGAAAACCUCUUUGAAGAUUCCUUCCAACAGGUGAUGCGCCUUCAGCCCUAUGAUCUCAGAAGGAGACUUUACAUCAUAUUCCGUGGAGAGGAAGGCUUGGACUACGGAGGACUAGCAAGAGAAUGGUUUUUCCAUCUGUCCCACGAAGUGCUAAACCCCAUGUAUUGCUUGUUUGAGUAUGCCAACAACAACAACUACUGUCUGCAGAUCAAUCCAGCCUCCAGUGUUAAUCCUGACCACUUGAUGUACUUCAGGUUCAUUGGACGCUUUAUAGCAAUGGCUUUGUACCAUGGGAAGUUUAUUGACAGUGGCUUUACACUACCAUUCUACAAGAGGAUGCUGAGUAAACGACUGACAAUAAAAGAUCUGGAAUCCAUAGAUCCAGAGUUUUACAGCUCACUUAUAUGGAUCAAAGAGAAUAAUAUAGAAGAAUGUGGAUUAGAGCUGUUUUUUUGUGCGGACUUUGAAGUGUUGGGGAAGUUAGAUCAGCAUGAGCUGAAGCCUGGUGGAGCAGAUAUUCGAGUGACAGAAGAAAACAAAGAGGAGUAUUUGAAUCUGAUGUCCAACUGGCGAUUCACUCGUGGGGUGGAGGAACAAAACAAGGCCUUUUUGGAGGGCUUUAAUGAAGUUGUACCACUCCAGUGGCUACAGUAUUUUGAUGAAAGAGAAUUGGAGCUGAUGCUGUGUGGUAUGCAGGAGAUAGAUGUGGAUGACUGGGAAAGGAACACCAUUUACAGGCAUUACACAAGGAACAGCAAACAGAUACAGUGGUUCUGGAAGUUUGUUCGUGAGAUAGACAAUGAGAAGAGGACUCGAUUAUUACAGUUCGUCACAGGAACAUGCCGAUUGCCUGUCGGGGGAUUUGCAGAGUUAAUGGGGAGUAACGGGCCCCAGAGGUUCUGUAUUGAGAAGGUUGGCAAGGAAACCUGGUUACCAAGGAGCCAUACCUGUUUUAACCGGUUGGAUCUGCCUCCGUACCGAAGCUACGAACAAUUGGUGGAGAAAUUGACUUAUGCAAUUGAAGAGACGGAAGGCUUUGGCCAGGAAUGAAGAGUUCAGCUACAAAUUUCACAUUUCUUUGUUGUGCACAGUCUGCAGGUCUUCACAGCAGGAGUAUGCCUGCGUAACAGAGUUAUCGAACUUCACAGCAGGACAUUGGUCUGCGUAACAGAGUCAUCAAUCUUCACAACAGGACUAUGCCUGCGUAACAGAGUUAUCGAACUUCACAGCAGGACUAUGCCUGCGUAACAGAGUUAUCAAUCUUCCCCAGCUUAAGUUUGGGCAGUCAUCGCAGCCAGCAGUUUGGGAAGAAAAAAAAUAUAUGGUGAUUUCACAAGGGCAUUUGUGGAAAAAGAGAGAAUUCUUUUUUUUUUUUUUAUAUAUAUAUAUUCUGAUUCAAGAUACUGAACUGUGACAGUUGUGUA
This is a messenger RNA of Liolophura sinensis, 3306 nucleotides long. Its product is annotated as NEDD4-like E3 ubiquitin-protein ligase WWP1. NCBI's taxonomy places the organism in Eukaryota, Metazoa, Mollusca, Polyplacophora, Chitonida, Chitonidae. Gene Ontology annotation, biological process: proteasome-mediated ubiquitin-dependent protein catabolic process; protein ubiquitination. The transcript has 21 exons. Gene Ontology annotation, cellular component: cytoplasm. The coding region runs from base 257 to 2932 and encodes 891 amino acids. Gene Ontology annotation, molecular function: protein binding; ubiquitin protein ligase activity. The record is from RefSeq and is a predicted model, not a curated record.